Molecule: messenger RNA, 950 nt
Organism: Austrofundulus limnaeus
Lineage: Eukaryota; Metazoa; Chordata; Actinopteri; Cyprinodontiformes; Rivulidae
Product: nesprin-3
Biological process (GO): nuclear migration
Cellular component (GO): nuclear outer membrane; cytoplasm; meiotic nuclear membrane microtubule tethering complex
Molecular function (GO): actin filament binding
Source: RefSeq, a predicted model, not a curated record
AAGGAGGCGGGCCCCAAACCAACACUUGAAAAGAAACCCGGUCUGCUGCAGAGGAUCUGCCGCCUGGUUCUGUUCCUGUGGCUCCUCCUCCUCGCUCUGCUGCUCCUCCUCUUCCUGCUGCCGCUCAUGGAUGAAGGAAGCAGCUGCUCGCUCUCCAACAACUUCGCCCGAUCCUUCAGCGUCAUGCUGCGCUACGACGGGCCUCCCCCCACAUGAAGAGCCAGAACCAGAACCAGRACCWGRACCWGGACCUGGACCUGGUGUCUCUGAGCAGGUUCUCAGCUUGUUUUCGUCUCAGACGUCCUCCUGUUUGUACCAAACAAACUGACCCUGAGUCAAACUGCUGCAGCUAAACUGUGACUCAGACAGGCCACGCCCCCUCAGCUCACCUGGCUGCAGGUGAUCACCUGAGGUUCUGCUCAUCAAGCUGCWGUCAGUUUAUCAAAGUAAAUAAUUUCUGUAUUAUCUGCUUCAAAAAAACAGCUGAACCUGUUUAUUUAUAUUUAUUUUAUGUCUCAACAGGUUAUUUUUUAAUAAAAUAGAAAACUGUGGGAUUAAUAUUAUAAUCUGAAAUCAUAAAUCAAGACUGUUUGAAAUGUUMACUCCUUAACUGAGUCUAGUGGGAAAUAGACCAUAAUGCAUUGCAGCCUGACACGGCAGGCUAAUGGAGGCUAACGCUAACAUCAGACUCUGUGAAAAAGACAUUAAUUAUUUAAACAUCUCUAAAAUUAGAAAAUAUAAAUCCAACAGAUCUGUUUUUUYUUCACAGCUGACUGAUGACUCAGCAGAUAAUCAUGAAGGACGCUGCGUUCAGGUGGUGUUGGGAGUAAAUGAGUGAACAUUUCACAGUUUCUGGUUUAAUGAUAAACGUCCAGAAUUCAGUUUGUUUCUGUCAGUGUUUGGUUUCUGUUCUUCUGUCUCUGCAGCAGUAAAAUAAACAUCAUCAUGAA